Messenger RNA from Paramormyrops kingsleyae, 1907 nucleotides. RefSeq names its product vesicle-associated membrane protein 2-like. Gene Ontology annotation, biological process: vesicle-mediated transport. The record is from RefSeq and is a predicted model, not a curated record. NCBI's taxonomy places the organism in Eukaryota, Metazoa, Chordata, Actinopteri, Osteoglossiformes, Mormyridae. Gene Ontology annotation, cellular component: membrane.
UCUCCGCGGACUCGCGCAUCGGCGCGUUUCACGUUGUUACGCAUCUGCGCAGUUAUUUAACCGAAUUGUGAAACAUGCAGUAAUUGAGCCAAUCGUUUGACUGGAAACGUCUCUCGGAUUUUACUCUCAUGGUUCAGAGCAUCUGGCACAGUUUCACACUGUCUGUCUCUAAGCCCUGUUUUUGCACGCUGCCCCCCUCCCUGCUCCCUGCCUUUUCAUUCAUUCCGGGAUCGUCCUGCUAGUGACUCAUUCUUUCAGGGCAGCUGCAAAGAAGAUGUCUGAUCCCGAUGCAAACCAUCCUGGCGGAGCCCCCGAGGGCGAAGGCGGCCCACCAGCGCCGCCACCCAACCAGACCAGUAACCGCAGGCUACAGCAAAGCCAGGCUCAAGUAGACGAGGUGGUGGACAUCAUGCGUGUCAAUGUGGAGAAGGUCCUGGACAGAGAUCAGAAGCUCUCCGAGCUGGACGACCGGGCCGACGCGCUGCAGGCGGGCGCCUCGCAGUUUGAGAGCAGCGCUGCCAAGCUGAAGAAUAAGUACUGGUGGAAGAACUGUAAGAUGAUGAUCAUGAUGGCCAUCAUAGGCAUCAUCGUGGUUGGGAUCCUAUUCAUGUACUUCUUCUACUGAGCUGGACUCAGCUGGAAGGAGACGCAUUUUUGGGAGAAAGCAGCCAAAUGUGCUCCUGCACCUCCUCGCUUAGUGCGCCUCCAUCGCCACGCCUCCGGCACACAUGCACGGCACUGUGGGGGGGUGCGGCAGGAGGAGAGGGGCCCCACAGCAGAAUUGCUGCAGCUCUGCAUCCCCUCGGUCUCAUUACCUCUCCUUUCAUAUUUUCCUGGUUAUGCUUUACAUUAGCUGUACCUUCAUAGAGCAUUCAUAAGCAGCAUGUGAGUCAGAGCAUCACAUUCAUAGCACUUCUAAUGAACAAGACAUGACAGCUGUAAGACACAUUAAUAAUUAAUGUUAUAAUCAUAUAAUAAAGUGUAUUAAAGCUGUUAAGGUAUGUUAGGAUGGUAAGGUAUAUUUAGCUGCUGCUUAUGAAUGUUCUAUAAAUGCAUUAUGAAGGCGUACUGAAUGUUCUAUGAAUGCAUUAUGGAGGCAUUAUGAAGGUGCAGUUACAUGUAUAGCAUCACCAUCUUUUCAAUGUGUCAUUUAUGCCAGCAGCUGAAAAAUGCACCGUUGGGGAUUCCUGCGUAAUAGCAGCAUUAUUUUCCAGUUGCAGCUUACAGUACUACCAGUAAAAAUGACUGUGAGGAUAUUUAUUGCUGAAGUUUUCUUGUGACCAUAAAUAAUGCACUUGUAUGCCUUGCUGGUUUGUUGGCCUCCACUAUUUCUGUUUUCUGCAUCCGGGGGUAACGGCGGAAACAGACGUGACCAGGAAUGUGGCAGAUUCAGCUUCUUUUUUUCUGUGUCAUUGUCAGAAAGAGAACAAUUUUGCAGUCUUAUGGUUUGAUUGAAAUACAUUGUGAUUAUUAAACUUGCUUUUUUCACUAUGCAGUUUACAUACAUUAAACCACAUCCCGUUAUCCUAAAGCAGUAUGACAAUGAUACAUCGUUCUGACUCAUCUGUAUAUUAUUUUUUAAGAGUUUCAGCUUUUUCUUGUAUCAUUUUCUCGAUUUAGGUUGGAACAGCAAAAGCCAGGUUUAACAAUUAAUUUUCAUGCAAGUACAAUAUAUUUUAUAUUAUUUUAGUAAUAUCAAUUACUAAAAUAUCCAUUAUUUCUGUUUAUUCACUAAAAGUUUACUAUUGGGUUAAUGAUGGGAAUCAGUACGGUUGUGCCAGGCAGCUACGGCAUGUUAUUAAGUAACUGAGACGUGUUUUGAGACUGCAGCUCAUUUGUGACUUUUUGCUAUAAACCAAUGUCCAUUUGCAUUUAACGUUACUGAUGCUAAUAAAUAUGUAAAUAUA